Monomorium pharaonis (pharaoh ant) is the source of this 3474-nucleotide messenger RNA. RefSeq names its product proton channel OtopLc. NCBI's taxonomy places the organism in Eukaryota, Metazoa, Arthropoda, Insecta, Hymenoptera, Formicidae. Bases 353 to 2596 code for a protein of 747 amino acids. The record is from RefSeq and is a predicted model, not a curated record. Gene Ontology annotation, molecular function: proton channel activity. Gene Ontology annotation, biological process: proton transmembrane transport. The transcript has 10 exons. Gene Ontology annotation, cellular component: membrane.
CUGCUGCUGCACGGCGGGCAGUGCGAUGUAAGAGAGGGAGGAUGCGUCGCCCUCGGGAAAACGACGACGAAGGGUGCUGGAGUAAAGAUGAACGCCGGAAGGCGACGAAUGCCUUGAGCUCUCCCCGCUGGAAACCCGGUGGAUUGUGUGCGCAAGGGUCCAUCCUCUUUACAAUUCCUCGUCCGUAAGAGGAGCGAGGAGCUCGGUGUCGAAGACAAAGACGAGGGGGUUGGCGCGCGAAAGGGGGUGAAAGGAGCGAGGGAGAGUCGGAGGACUCUCUCCCGAGAUAGAGAGGUGCGGUUGAACCCGAGGGUAGGUGAAAAAGCGAGAGGGAGAUAAGGAGAUAAGGAAGAUGGGCGAGAGCUCGCCGGAUCUCAGCCUCCGGCUACGCCAGGGCAGCUCUGACUCCAGAGACUCCUUCUACAUGGACUUCGCACAGGGUAUCGAUUCCGAUAUCGAGGAGGUGACGCGACCAGGCGAUAAUAAUUCCGAUUCCAUGUUGGAAAACCAUCUUGAGGAGAACGGGAACGACUUGCCGCCGAUCGAGGACAUUACGACAAUCCCUGAGGAAGCCUCGGAAGAACUAAGGGAGGAGGAGGAGGCGGCCGCGUUGGAGGCCGCGCUUCGAACGCCAGACGGUGGCACGAUUAGCACGGAAAUCGAGAAACCGUCGACCGCGACACUUUUGCACGAUUGGCCAGGACUGCCGGUCGCGCUACCGUCACCAGCCUCACCAUCGGCAGUAAUCGUCUCGCCGGAAACGCUGUCUAGACAUAGCAGCAGCUCACCUUCUCGCGUUCACCGGCCACCCCAGUUCGCGUUGGCCCUACCAUGCUCCUCGCAACCGAUUCCGGCAGUCUGCUAUCCAGCGCCGACCUUCCUCGAGGUCACCGACGAGCGGAAGUGGAAGAACCUUGGCUGCGACGCCCUGGCGACCACUUUGAGCGCGCUGUACGGGAAACUUCUGGUUGUGAUGGGGAUCGCCUUUCCCAUGGCGGAAGUAAUAUCCACGUACAUACCGCCGUCCUUCUACGAGGCUUUCUAUCUCUACCUCUACUUCGGCAGCAUGAUCUUCCUCGUGUACAUGUACGCCAUGCUGUGCAGCAAGACGAAACCAACAGAGAAGCAAAAGGACGUGUGCGAUCUGGACUCGUCGAGAUCGUCGAGCGGCACCGGCAGCGAUGCGCCUGAGACCGGAUGCCCGCAUAUGAUGAACCCGAUACGUCCGGUCCAGCACUAUGGCAGUUUCUAUCUGCGAAUGGGCGCCGUGGCAUUCGGUAUCGGCUCGAUGAUCUACUCAGGCCUGGAAUUCGGCCAGUACUUCGAGCUGGAACAGAACACCAAGUGUCACAACAUCAUGCUGGCCCUCACGCCCGCCACGAGAAUGGCCUUCAUCUUCAUCCAAAUGUACUUCAUAUUCCUGAACAAUGAGGAUAAGUUCCUUAAGCAAAUGAAGGUUUAUCGCCAUCGGGUCGUUGCACGUUUUGGACUAAUGCACAUGAUCGGCACGAAUCUAUCAGUUUGGCUGAACGUUCUCGUGCAGGAAACGAAACACGAAAUCCUCACGUUCUACAAUCCAGAAAACAAUUCCCUCAGAAUCUCCCAUAGACUAGGCUCGAAGGGAGCUUAUCUCGGUGGUCACAUUCAUGCUCAUCACGGGGAACACGUGCGAGUGCCGCGCGGUCUCAAGGGUCCUCAUCACAUGUUCGAGUGUAGAAGGACGAAUAUAAUGGGAUCGUUGGUGCAAGAUGCCAGUCCCUUCCUUUUUCCGUGCACGAUAGAAUACAGCCUGAUUUGCGCGGCCAUUUUAUACGUAAUGUGGAAAAACAUAUCGAAAGUAGGAUUCACGCAGCCCGCGACGCCGCCGCGUCACCACGCGCACGCCUACAGGAAAUCGCCGCACCACUACAGCGUGGACUGCGCCCGCGCGCACAAGGGCCUUUUCGUGGGCAUUUUGAUUCUAGUGUUGACCAUAAUCUCUCUCAUACUCUUCUUCGUUCUCAUUUCGCGGCCCGAGCUGACCAGCCUCGCCGUGACCGAAGUGAAUAUCUGCGAGUUGACGCUCUACGGGAUGUCGACCCUGGCGACGCUGAUCGGCAUGUUCCAGAUGCGCAAACUGCGCUACGACGGCGGCAGAAAUCUGGAGCUCGACAACAUCCUUCUGGUAGCCGCUCAGACCGGCAUGUUUAUAUACUCCACGUUCACCAUCAUCGGCGGCCACUUCACUCUACAGAAGCACACGGUGCUCGUGUUGGUCACCGCUUUAGCCAGUGUCGUCCAGACCACCUGCCAGACUAUCUUUAUCCUGGACGCGUCGAGACGCACGGUCGCCACCGCCGAACAGAUACGCAGGAAGCCGGGCAGAGAGAUCGUGACGUUCCUGCUGGUGACAAAUCUGGCUAUGUGGGCGAUCAACACGCUGGAGAAGUCACGGGCGGAGUCGCAUCCGGUGCAGUUACACUUCUACGGCCUGUGGGCGUGGACGAUCAUCACCCACGUCUCGAUGCCGCUAGCGAUCUUCUACAGGUUCCACAGCACCGUGUGCCUGUGCGAGGUGUGGAAGCGGGCCUACAAGGUGAAACCGACCUACAUGUGACGCAAGGGGUCCCGCGAGAUUAUAUGGAAGACCGGUGGAAUCUCGCAGCGGGCAAAGAGUCAACUCUCGAGGCUCGACGCCAUCGCGGAGAACGAUCCGGCGUAUUUCAUAUGAUCAAUAAAGACAAAGUCGAGAAGUCACGAAAAUCGUUUCGAAGGAGAGACAUUCGUCGGUCGACGUUACAAGAAGUAGACAUCGAUAGAUAACGGGCAGAAUUUUUCUAGACGCGUCCAAACAUGAUGAACACGCAUUAAUACAAUAAGUACACACGACAGCUCAUACGCACACAAUUUGUAUCGAUUUUCGGUAUAUAUUUCGAACAGCUAACGGUAUAUAAUAAAUAUAAUAGAUCCGGGAUUUCUAUAAGGGCGUUUCGAUAUUACAUACGUAAUCUCAGCGCAAUUAGAGAAGACGUCGGCAGAAAGGUACUCAUUAAUGCUAAUUGUCCUAAACAGUAGGUUACUUCGCUAUUUAUCAACGGUCAGUGUUCUAACUAACCAUGUACGAAUUUAUUUCAUUAGUAUAAACGUUGGCGACUCCAUAGAGUUUACACAGCGCCAUUGUGUAUAAGACUAAUAUUACUUUCUAAAAUCACCGUCUCGCGCGCAGAAGAAAUAUCACUAUGGUUCGCAUAAAAAAAAAAACAAUUUUAGCAAACUCUAUAGAAAUGCUGUAUUGAGAUCGUAUUGCUGAUUUAUCGAAGCACGAUAUCAUGUAUCGAUCUCUUUAAUCUUUUGACCACUUUUUAGAGAUUUCGACGUAAGUAACCCUAUUAUCUGUCAUUAAUAUUUAUAAAUAGCUUCUAACGACUUCAUGGCACUGUAAAAGAACUAAGCAAGACAAAAGAUCAUAAUGACAUCAAAAUGACAAUUGAUUAU